GUGAUUUGAGGUUGUCCUUGUUUCGCUACAAUUUUUUUUUUUUAUUUUCCACCUUCAAUUAUAGCUCUCUCCGGAUUAGAAUUUGUACAAAAAAAAAAAAAAGCUUAACAUUUUCAGAUCCAACUCAUUACUCUCUUCAAAGGACCAAAAAGAAGAUGGCUUCAACAUUCAGCGGCGAUGAAACUGCUCCUUUCUUCGGCUUCUUGGGUGCUGCUGCUGCCCUCGUUUUCUCUUGUAUGGGAGCAGCUUAUGGUACAGCGAAAAGUGGUGUUGGUGUAGCAUCAAUGGGUGUAAUGAGACCGGAGCUGGUGAUGAAAUCGAUCGUCCCGGUGGUAAUGGCUGGUGUGCUGGGUAUUUAUGGUUUAAUCAUCGCUGUUAUAAUCAGUACUGGGAUUAACCCAAAGGCUAAAUCGUAUUACCUUUUCGAUGGGUAUGCUCAUUUAUCUUCUGGUUUAGCUUGUGGACUUGCUGGUCUUUCUGCUGGUAUGGCUAUUGGAAUUGUAGGUGAUGCUGGUGUUAGAGCUAACGCACAACAGCCAAAGCUUUUUGUUGGGAUGAUCCUCAUUCUUAUCUUUGCCGAGGCAUUGGCACUAUAUGGCUUGAUCGUCGGCAUUAUUCUCUCAUCCAGAGCUGGUCAGUCACGAGCCGAGUGAUAGAGAAGGCCUAAUUACUCAGUGUGACUCUCAUAUCACUGGCCGUGGUUUACCGAAAGAAUUUGUUCCAUAUAUUAUUUUGUUUUGCUGGUUAGAAGUAUAUAAUAUAAGUUUUGCUCAUAAAAGUAUUUGUCUACAGCCUUUGAGAUUUUCUGCAGAUUGAAAAAAUUCAAAGGGGCUGAUGAUUAUAGAUUAGAGAUAUAUAAAUUAGAUGGUCCAAUAAAAAUUGUAGUUUUGUUUUUAUUAAAUUAUGUACUUGGGGAUCCAAUUUGGAACCUUGUAGACUUGGUGCUUGCAUUAGUUCUUCA
Gossypium raimondii (Peruvian cotton) is the source of this 961-nucleotide messenger RNA. Its product is annotated as V-type proton ATPase subunit c2. Gene Ontology annotation, cellular component: proton-transporting V-type ATPase, V0 domain. NCBI's taxonomy places the organism in Eukaryota, Viridiplantae, Streptophyta, Magnoliopsida, Malvales, Malvaceae. The transcript is spliced from 3 exons. Bases 156 to 653 code for a protein of 165 amino acids. The record is from RefSeq and is a predicted model, not a curated record. Gene Ontology annotation, molecular function: proton-transporting ATPase activity, rotational mechanism. Gene Ontology annotation, biological process: proton transmembrane transport.